Messenger RNA from Ficedula albicollis (Collared flycatcher), 4335 nucleotides. RefSeq names its product trafficking protein, kinesin binding 2 (gene TRAK2). Lineage: Eukaryota; Metazoa; Chordata; Aves; Passeriformes; Muscicapidae. Gene Ontology annotation, cellular component: dendrite. The coding region runs from base 427 to 3174 and encodes 915 amino acids. Gene Ontology annotation, molecular function: GABA receptor binding. The record is from RefSeq and is a predicted model, not a curated record. Gene Ontology annotation, biological process: neurogenesis; anterograde axonal transport of mitochondrion. The transcript has 17 exons.
GCUCGGCGCCGGCCCGGCGCUGCUCUGCCACCUCACGGGCGAGCGGCGCGCUCCGUGCCUCACCCCCCUGCGGGGGCGAAACCCUCCCUCCUCUCGCCCCGGGGGCUGUUCCCCGCCGGGCCGCGGCACCACCCGGGCUGGAAGGUGAUGGGUGAGCUGAGAAGCUGGUGAAGUCACAUGAAAUACUUGUACUGAUCAGUAGUAGCCAGAUGAAAUAGGCAUGUCCUACGAUGGCCCUAGAUCUGGAGUAUGAGCCAGCCUACAGAAGUGAGUUGAUGCCAGAUUUGUGAGUCUCUAUGGCUUGAUGGCUCUCACUUACUCUGUCUCUGAACCAAAGCCAUCUUUUUACCAAAGCAAUAGAGGAAUGGUGCACAGCUUGAUUACAGAAUGCUCUUUCCAAGGAAGUGAACUGUGAAGGAAGGACUCAUGAGUUUUGAUCCUGGGGGCUUGGAGAGCGUCCCUGAUGGCUGCUCCAAAGAGGACCUUCCUGAGGUGGAGUUGGUGAGCCUGCUGGAAGAGCAGUUGCCAGAUUACAAGUUACGAGUGGACUCUCUGUACCUGUAUGAAAAUCCAGACUGGAUUCAGCCCUCGGCUUGCCAUGGCCGGCUGCCAGAAAUCGCUUCUCCAGCUCGUGAGGAGGACUCCUUCCGUUACAUGACUCUUAUUGAACUUCCUUCCUCCUCCUUGGAUGGAUCUCACAAAUUUGCACAAGUUCUUGGCUCAGGUAAUGUGGAGCAGAAAGACUACGGUGAAGCUGACAUGGUCAAACGUCUGUUAGCUGAGAAGGAUCGGGACCUGGAACUGGCAGCACGAAUUGGACAAGCCCUCCUUAAGCGAAACCAUCUGUUGAUGGAACAGAAUGAAGCACUGGAAGAACAGUUGGGGCAAACUCUAGACAGAGUUAACCAGCUGCAGCAUGAGCUGUCAAAGAAGGAUGACCUGCUGCGUAUUGUUUCCAUUGCUUCUGAGGAGAGCGAGACGGAUUCCAGCUGUUCCACACCACUGCGUUUCAACGAGUCUUUCACAGUCUGCCACGAUCCACUGCAGCUGGAUGUCCUGCAGGAUAAACUGCGAGAGCUGGAGGAGGAGAACCUGGCUCUGCGGUCCAAGGCUUGCCAUCUGAAGUCAGAAACCAUGACAUACGAAGAGAAGGAACAGCAGCUGGUCAAUGACUGUGUCAAAGAGCUCCGGCAAACAAAUGCUCAGAUUUCCAGGAUAACAGAGGAGUUGUCAGAGAAGAGUGAGGAGGUGAUUCGCUACCAGGAAGAGAUCUCAUCCCUUUUGUCCCAGAUUGUUGAUCUUCAGCAUAAACUCAAAGAAAAUGUAAUUGAGAAGGAGGAGCUGAAACUUCACUUACAAGCCUCCAAAGAUGCUCAGAGACAACUGACAGCAGAGCUCCAUGAGUUGCAGGAUCGGAAUGUAGAGUGUCUGGGGAUGUUGCACGAGUCCCAGGAGGAAGUGAAGUUGCUGCGCAGCAGAGCCAGCUCCGUCGCUUGUCUCUGCCACCCGCAGUCCCGCGGAGCAUUUCCUGUGGAUUCCCUUGCAGCAGAAAUUGAAGGGACAAUGCGGAAGGAAUUGAGUCAGAGUGAUGAAUCUGUUCUCUCCAAGCAAAAGGAUCAACAGAAACGAGUCUUUGACACUGUCAAGGUUGCUAAUAUCAUCCGUGGCCGCUCCUCUUCCUUUCCUGCCCCGUUGCCAAUCCCUGGAUCAAAUCGCUCAAGUGCUGUUAUGACAGCAAAGCCCUUCCAGUCUGGAGUGCACCACUUGGACAGCCACGCACGGAUGGCCCCAGGGAGCACCUCUGAGAAGAAUUUGAAAGACGCUCACAGUCCUGGCCAGCCAGGAGCCCCUGGAGACAAUGACCUGGUCACAGCUCUGCACAGGCUCUCCCUGCGUCGUCAGAACUACCUGAGUGAGAAGCAGUUCUUCGAGGAGGAGUGGGACCGAAAAAUGCAUUUGCUGGCUGAGCAGAAGGAAGAGGCUAGUGGCUGCAGUACACCAACAGAAAGCUCUUUUUCCCCAAGUACAAACUCAGAAUUCACGGAUCUCUCUGCCAGCUCUAGUAAUCUCCGUGUUCUCCUACCAGAGAAGCUGCAGAUUGUCAAACCCAUUGAAGGAUCUCAGACCCUUUUUCACUGGCAGCAGCUUGCUCGACCCAACCUAGGCACCAUUCUUGACCCAAGACCAGGUGUUGUUACUAAAGGUUUUACCCCUCUGUCUGAUGAUACUGUGCACCACAUCUCUGACCUGGAGGAAGAUGAUGAGGAAGAGGGUGAAGGAGGUAUAACAUUUCAAGCACAACAGUACUUUCCUGAGGAAAAGAAAUGUGCGUUGGCAAAGCCCGUGGCAGGGAUUUUCCUGCCACCUAUUACUUCAGCAGCAGUACCACUCACUGCCUCAAAUCCAGGGAAGUGUCUAUCUUCAACAAAUUCCACAUUUACCUUCACUACCUGUAGGAUCCUUCACCCAUCUGAUGUCACUCAAGUUACUCCCAGCUCCAUGGGUGUUCCAUUUUCAUUGGGGAAUACUGGCAGCAGUACUGGAAACUCAGUAGUGAGCACUCCAGCCAUUCCUUACAGACUCAGUAUUGGAGAAUUUCUCACCAACAGAAGGGACUCGACUACUACUUUCAGCAGCACAAGCAGCCUGGCUAAACUUUUGCAAGAACGGGGCAUCUCUGCCAAGGUUUAUGACAGCCCCAUGUUAGAAAAACUGCCUUUGCAAAAACCCUCUCGAACUCUUCCCAUCCCUUCUACUCCACCAAAUUCUCCUUCGCGUUCACCUUGUCCUUCCCCUCCACUGUUUGAGCCUCGAGUGCAUCACUCAGAGAAUUUCCUGGCUUCUCGACCAGCAGAAACAUUCUUGCAGGAAAUGUAUGGCCUAAAGCCCUCCCGUAAUGUCCCAGAUGUAGGCCAGCUGAAGAUGAGCCUCGUGGACAGACUGAAGAGGCUGGGCAUUGCCAGGGUGAUCAAGUCCCCUGAAACACAGAACCAUGGCAAGAAUCAGGAGCCAGAGGUUGUCUUGCAGAGGCAGGACUCAGCUGGGUUUUUAAAUGCAGGUAGCAACCUAAUGGCAGGACUGAGAAGAAACCAGAGCCUUCCAGCUAUGAUUGGAGCACUGGGAGCUCCUGUUUGCACACAGUCAUCAAAAAUGGAUAUACUAAAGGAAGACUAACUGGCCUGAAAGGUGUUUGACUUAGAGCACAAUAAAUAAUUUGAGGGAUGAACAUCCAGUACAGGCAUUGUUAGGUGUGUUACAGAAAAGUUGGAGAAGGCAUGUGCAUGUUAAAAUGUGGGAGAGACAAGUGUUGGGACCAAGGAGCAAAGGAUCAUUGCUUGGGUUUGAGGAAGAAGGUUUUUGUGAGAGAUAGAAAGGUAAAACCAAAGCUUUAUUUCAAGACCCCCUUCAGCAUCUUGUCUUAACUUAGUCAGAAGUGAAGACUAUUGUAGACAUUUCCAGUGUUUUAACCCUUUAACCUGUACGUGUAGGGAUUUUAUUUUUUCCAUCAUACACUCAUAGUAUUUACUAGUUGUUUGCAGUCAGGCUACAUCAUUUAAAUAUAAUAUUAAAAUAACAAUCAGUCUGACUAUCAUUAUCAGCCCAAGUUCCUCUCUGUAGCAAACAAACAUGAAAACUUAGAUUUUUUUUAUUCUUUUAUUUUCCAUUUCAGAAACUGUUCUCUUUUGAACUCCUCCUCACUUUGAGAAGCAGGAGAGAACCUUUAGCUCUGUGUAAGAAAGUAAUACUUCCGUUUACAGACACAGGAUUUAUAUUUUGAAAGAGUACAAUUGUGUUAGUGAGGUAUUAACAGAAGUUAAUUUCUUUCCAGAGCUUCUGAACAAAGCACACAGAGAAAUGUGCAAUGAAUAAGAAUUAAGAAGCAGGAAAGUGUGUUUUUGGAGUGAAAACGUGAAGCUUAGAAAUCUUUCCAAAGUGUGUGCAUCUGUUUAAAUGAGGAUAGUUCUGUGCACACACACAAAUAUCUCAGGCACAUUUCAACAUUGCAAAAGGAAAUAAACCCUAGGUGCUUGAUUCAGGGUUUCUUUUUAAAGACUUAAAUAGAGAGCAUUUACUUCAAGGAAAGUGUUGGAAGUUCAGAAAACUGCCUCGUGUCUUGCCAAGUUACACAUUCUGUACAUUUGAGAGUUCUCCAGUAAACUUUAUGCCUUUCAUUCAUUUAUUUCUAAUUUUAAGCAGGAUUUUGUUUAAAAGAUAUCAUUAAGAGCAAAACUUGCCAAUCUCUAUCUAUAUAGAAACAGGAAGAAAAAAGCUGGUGUUCUUCAUAGAAUUUUAAUGAAUAUUGAAAUCCAGUGAUCAGUGAGGGAAUGUGGUUUU